GCGUCAUCCACUUGGUCUCAACAAACCAGGAUUUAUUAAUUUAUUUUAUUCCCUGACAAUCUCUGCUCGAAGCCUUUCAGAGAGGAGGACGAUGGAUUGGCUCAAAUGGACAGUGAAUAAAUGAACUAUUUGAAGCGGCAUUACCAUCAAUAUUUGGACUACCGGCUGAGACGAUCUCAUGAACUGACACAGCACUGGCAUUUAAUGUUUCUAUUCUUUUGAGUUUCACCAUGACUGCUUUUGACUUCUCGGAUGUGGAGGCUUUUUUAGAUUGCCACCCGGAUCUCUUCGAAGAAUAUCUUAUCCGUAAAGGAAAAUGCGAUACAGUGAGCAGGUGGUUGAAGGAGCAUCAGCCGUCAAAAGUCUCCAUAGCUGAGGAGAAGCGCCGUGCUCCGAGGGACUCUCUCUGGACGUCUAACCCGGACGGACUUCGUCGCCGCUCGUCCCAAAUGGAGCUCCGACGUAACUUUGCCAGGUCCAAAGCUAUGACCGCGCACAGAACCUACGACGAGCAUGUCAGUCUCAGUGAACACGAUUCCCAGUCCAGCAUGAGACGCCGUGCACUAUUGCGGAAAGCCAGCUCCUUGCCUCCGACCACUGCCCACAUUCUAAGCGCCCUGCUCGAGUCCAGGGUCAAUGUGCCACAAUAUGCAUCCAGUGCCAUUGACUAUAAGUACAGACUUAAGGAGACCAAUGAAAGAGAGUUUUUCCUAGAGUUGGUUAAGGAUAUUUCCAAUGACCUGGAUAUGACCAAUUUGAGUUAUAAGAUACUGAUUAACGUGUGCAUUCUUGUGGAUGCAGACAGGUGUUCAUUAUUUCUUGUUGAGGGCCCCGCGCACAAGAGGACACUCGUGUCAAAGUUUUUUGAUGUUCACUCAGGCACCACCGUACGACCCUCCUCGAGCACUCUGAACUCGAACGAAGUCCAGGUGCCAUGGGGAAAGGGGAUAAUCGGAUAUGUGGCUGAGCACGGGGAGACAGUAAACAUCCCUAACGCGUAUGAGGACCAUCGCUUCAGUGAUGAGAUAGACAAGCUGACAGGCUACAAGACCCAGUCAAUUUUGUGUAUGACCAUUUGUAACAGUGAUGGGGAGGUCAUAGGUGUGGUACAAGCCAUCAACAAAAACCCCAUCGGCACUCCUUUCACUGAGGAUGAUGAGAAGGUGUUGCAAAUGUAUCUACCAUUCUGCGGAAUAUCGAUCUCCAAUGCUAAAUUGUUUUCAGAGUCUCGGAAGGAGUAUGAGAGGAGCAGGGCUCUGCUGGAGGUGGUGAAUGACCUGUUUGAGGAGCAAACAGACCUGGAGAAGAUUGUGAGGAAGAUCAUGCAGAGAGCUCUGACCCUCCUCCAGUGCGAGCGCUGCUCUGUGCUGUUGCUGGAGGACAUCCACUCGCCUGUGGUGAAGUUCUCUAAAACCUUUGAGCUCAUGUCUCCUUUGUGCAAUAUGGACCGCGAAAUCAGCAUGGAGAAGCUGUCCUGUUCUGAUUGGCUCAUCAAUAACAGCAUAGCUGAGUUGGUGGCAUCCACAGGACUGCCUGUAAACAUCAGUGACGUGUGUCAGGACCCUCGUUUUGAUGCCGAGGCGGAUCAGGCCUCGGGGUUCCACAUCAGAUCAGUGUUGUGUGUCCCCAUUUGGAAUCGAACUCACCACAUAAUUGGGGUUGCACAGAUUCUUAAUCGCCUAGACAGGAAGACGUUCAACGAUGCAGACCAACGACUUUUUGAGGCAUUUGUAAUUUUCUGUGGGCUGGGCAUCAACAAUACCAUGAUGUAUAACCAGGUGAAGAAGACAUGGGCCAAGCAAUCUGUUGCCCUGGAUAUGCUGUCCUACCACGCCACUUGCUCCAAGGUUGAGGUGGACAGACUCAAGGCUGCCAAGAUCCCCCUGAGCAGUGAGUUGGGAAUAGAUGAGUUCCACUUUAAUGACUUCUCCCUGGACAACGAUGCCAUGAUAACUGCCUCACUCCGGAUGUUUCUGGAACUGGGAGCCGUCCAGAAGUUCAAAAUUGACUAUGAUGUCCUGUGUCGCUGGCUCCUGACUGUGAGGAAGAACUACCGCACUGUGGCCUACCAUAACUGGAGACAUGCCUUCAACGUAUCCCAGUGCAUGUUUGUCAUGAUCACCACAGCAGGUUUCCAGGACGUUCUGUCAGAUGCUGAGACCCUGGCACUGAUGGUGGGCUGCCUCUGCCAUGACUUAGACCAUCGCGGCACUAACAACGCCUUCCAGGCCAAGACAGGCUCUGCUUUGGCACUGCUCUACGGGACCUCAGCCACUUUGGAGCAUCACCACUUCAACCACGCUGUCAUGAUCCUGCAGAGCGAGGGUCACAACAUAUUUGCCAACCUUUGCUCCAAAGAGUACAGUAGCAUGAUGCAGCUGCUGAAACAGGCAAUCCUAUCCACAGACCUCACCCUGCACUUCCAACGCAGGACCAAGUUCUUCGACUUUGUGCUGUCAGGAGAGUUCAGCUGGACUGAUGAGGCACACAGAGAGCUUCUGAGGUCUAUGCUAAUGACAGCGGGCGACUUGGGUGCAGUGACUCGCCCUUGGGAGAUAUCCAAACAGGUUGCGGAGUUGGUGACCAGUGAGUUUUUUGAACAAGGUGACCGGGAGCGUUCUGAGCUCAAACUGACUCCAGCGGCCAUUUUCGACCGCAAUCGGAAAGAUGAGCUUCCUGCUCUGCAACUGGAGUGGAUAGAUGGGAUAUGCAAGCCCCUUUAUCAGGCCCUGGUGAAACUCAACAGGAAGCUGCAGCCCAUGGUGGAUGGUAUAGACGCCAACAGAAGGAAGUGGGAGGAGCUCUGCUCAUCCUAUCAGCAGACACGCACGGCGUCAGAAUCCAAUCAGAGUCCUGAAGCCAGCCCAAACCCUGAGCCAGGACAAAGAGGAGAAACCAAUCAGGUUUCAGAGUUUAACCAUAACCAAGAGCAUGAAGAACCCCCUGAAUUUGGAUGCAAUACAGAAUCGGAUCAGGAUCUGACGUGCGAGGCCGCUACUGUGUCAGAGGGGAAUGGGAGGUGUGGUCAGCCUUCUCAGGAGCAGGAAGUGGAAGUAUGAGGAGAGAGGACAAGAGACAGGGGGCGCAGAGGGAAGGAGAAAGGUGGAUAGAGGGAAGGAGACAAGACGGUAGAGGGAAGGAGAGAGGAGGGCUGAGGGGGGAGACAGGAGGCGCAGAGGUGACAUCAGAAGGAGAGGUUUGUUUGGGUCAGCUUGUGUGUGCUCAGUUUGAAUUGCUCUGUUACUGUAAUCGGCAUGGCAUUCUUAUUCUGCACUGUUUUUUUUGUUUUUUUUGAAAGAGCUUUAUAUUAACAUUGAAAAUUCAAGAUUCAGCCUGUCUAAUGAUUUGUAAUGUCGUCUUGACGUCACAAUCAUUUAAAAAAGUUGAAAACUUUACAACUAAAGUUUAAACUUAAAGAACAUAUUGGGUGUCGUCACUUCUCCACAGUUUAAUUCAGAAAGGACAAUUUAUUUAACAUUUUCAGUGUGCUAUUUGAGAGAAAUGUUAUAAUUCUGUCCAAGUGCUCAAACUGCUGUCUUCUGUUUAACUAACCCUAUUGUUGGACCAUUGCUGAAACCAAAGAAGGCCAGCAACAACAACACACACAUCUUCAUGCCUUUAUCCAACAUUAGGGAAUCACUGUGAAAUUCUCUUUCUCUACCACUUAGACUUUCAUCGUGAAUGUAGACCGGAGCAUUAUCUUGUUCCUGAAUGUUAAUGUCUCAGCUGCUGAAGUACUGUAGCUGUCACAUCAGGCCCAGUCAUCAGGCUUUGUUACCUCCACAACAAACUUUUGGCUGCUUGAGAUUACUAAAUGUGUAUGCACUCAGCUAGUGUCUAGACAGCUUUGUGAAUUUUAAGCAUGCAUUAUCUUAAUAUUGUGUAUGCAUUUGUAUGCAUUUUGCGGUUCGGAUCCUGCUGUUGUUGGUACUAGACAUCCGCCUAGAAGUCUUUACUUUUUAUGUUUUCAAGAGAUUGACGUUGCAUGACACUUAGGGAACUAUUCCUAGAAUAUAAACUCACAGUUUCUAUCCAUUUCCCUUGUUUUUGUUCAUUAGUUAUUCACUUUUUGUACAGAGAAACGAGGUGAACGAGGUUUCAGAGGAAAAAAAGCAUAUGAAUAAGUAAUAUACUUUUCUAAGGAUUAGUCAGACACAAAUUUAUAUUUUCAAACAGAUCUACAUUGAAAUACAUCAAGUAAAGUCCAUUAUUUUUCAUAUAUUAGGCUCUAUAUUUAUGAGGGAAACCUGAUUGGCAUUUUUCACACUAUUUAGUAAUGUUCAAAAUUAAAAACUGCAACUUGUUAAGAAAAGCUAGACAGAUCUCAGUUCAGUACUCCUCAACUGUUUUUAUAAAUAAAAGGCAUUGGCA
Molecule: messenger RNA, 4371 nt
Organism: Osmerus eperlanus (European smelt)
Lineage: Eukaryota; Metazoa; Chordata; Actinopteri; Osmeriformes; Osmeridae
Gene: pde11al
Product: phosphodiesterase 11a, like
Exons: 20
Coding region: 231-3059 (942 amino acids)
Biological process (GO): signal transduction; negative regulation of receptor guanylyl cyclase signaling pathway
Molecular function (GO): 3',5'-cGMP-stimulated cyclic-nucleotide phosphodiesterase activity; protein binding
Source: RefSeq, a predicted model, not a curated record